Molecule: messenger RNA, 1391 nt
Organism: Episyrphus balteatus (marmalade hoverfly)
Lineage: Eukaryota; Metazoa; Arthropoda; Insecta; Diptera; Syrphidae
Product: guanine nucleotide-binding protein subunit gamma-1-like
Exons: 3
Coding region: 721-924 (67 amino acids)
Biological process (GO): G protein-coupled receptor signaling pathway
Cellular component (GO): heterotrimeric G-protein complex
Molecular function (GO): G-protein beta-subunit binding
Source: RefSeq, a predicted model, not a curated record
UUUUUCGGAUCUUUGAAAACAAAAUUUGUGUUCGCGAAUCAAAUUCAAUUUUUGGGGAACUGAAAAAUUAAAUUUGUUCAUGAAUUUAUCGUAGAAGAUCCAUUCGCGAACCGAUCGUAGAUUAAAAUAAAAAAAUUCUUUCUGUGUGAGAAUUUUAUUUUUUUUUUCGGACCGUGAUGAAUGUCUACAUAUAUUUUUUAAUAGGCGAACGAUAUUUUACGAACCUUGUUUUAAAGUUGAAAGUAAAAGCCGUUUUUUAUUAUCCCACUUGAUGAUCUAAAGUUGGCAGAAAAGAUGUAAUUUUUGCUUCCCAAUUUUUAAGACGGUGGGAUAGAAACGUACAUGGUGGCGAGAGAAGACAAAAUUCUAGAGGCAUUAGAGCGCAACUAUAAUCAAUAGAUAAAUUCUUUAUGCGAUGAUAGUUGAUAAAUGUACCACCCUGUGAAACGAAUUUUAAUAAAAAUCUUUCUACUAAACAUGCCCGCCCUCUGUGAGUGUGCACCCUCAACAAAAAUCAAUAAAAAUAAAUUUUGAAGUUUACUCCAAUAACCCACUUUUGCAUAUUUACAGGCUGCUUUUAAGAACAAAUUCCAAAAAAAAGACUCCUGGAACUUUUUUUCUCAAAUAUUACUCGCCCACCAUCUGUACCUUUCCAGCCACAAUCUGCCGCAAAGAAAAUCCAUCAACAUAGGACUCUCCGAGACUGCCAUUCUUGACAUAAUGGCUGCAAAUUUACAACAGCAGCGGGCAAUAAACGAGCAGCUCCAGCGAGAAGCUGACAUUCCCAGAAUGUCAGUUUCAGAGGCUAGCUCUUUGAUGAUAAAAUAUGUGUCGGAGCACGAAAACGAGGAUUGCUUGUUAAGUGGCUUUUCCAAUCAAAAAGUCAAUCCAUUUAGGGAAAAGAGUUCGUGUGGUAUUUUGUAAGGCCUUAAAAAAGGUCUGAAAAAGAAGCUCAAUUUGUGUUCUAGAAACACAAACAAAAAAAUAAAGAAAACUAGUGUCAAUGUUGUGUGUACCUUCCUACCUAUUUACGACGAUGAGUCUUAUCGUUAAAAAAAAUUAUAUAUCAAACCAAAGUAUUUCCUUCAGCACUAUUAUACAUUAUACAAAAAAAAAAAGAUAACUGCAACUGAAAACCGUCUUAUCUAGAUUUGUAGUUUUGUAGAAAUAUAAGAAAUAUAAAACAAAGUAUUUUACAAUUUGUAACUAUUUACUGGAACUCUGUCGUUUAAAAAUUAAAAAAAAAAAAAAUGAAGUAGUAGUUUACUAUCAGCACGAACUGUGUGCAAAACUCUAAGUAUUAUAAUUAUGCCAUGUGAUUGAAUAAGCAAAUAGCAAACAUUAAAUAUUUAACAAAAAAUAUGUAGUUAAAAAUAUACUCGUAUACAAAA